AAUACUGCUCUUGUUUUUGCACCAACGGCAGACACGGAACUUCGGCGUGCAAAAAUUAGGCCAUAACGAAUGAUAUGGCGGAAUCAAUAUUCGACUGGUGUGGACGUUGAUAGAUUUAAUUUAAUAGAUCUGCCGAUGCAUGCAUGUCCCAACAUGACUGCGUAAGUGUUCCAUUCAGGUAAAUUAUCCUCUAUGUUCUUGUUGAAUGGUAGCCUAUCCUGUUGAGAUUGUGUCAAAUGAAAUAAUAAAUGUCAUACAUGGGCUCGAGUCUAAGCAGCCAGUGGCCUCAUUAAUUACAUAAACAGUCAAUCAGUCAUGGAAGGUGUCAUAUUGUUUUUUUGUGAUAUUUAACAUGCGCGUUCUUCUCCAUUGCCAUACGCCAGCGUGGAAUCAUAUGCACUUUUACGCAAAUAGUUGAGAAAGGCUCUGUACCAGACUGUACUGUUGUGUGAAUCUAUCCAUACUUCAAGUCAUGAGAACCAUCCGGAGGCACCGAUCUGUUACGGGCACCGAGCUGCUACUGGGACGCUGCAACCGGCUCCGGAUGUCCCGAGUUCGGAUGCUUCUCGUUUGUCUAUUCGGGAUGCUGGCUAUGGCUCUGACACUUGGAUUUUAUUUGUCGAGUAAUGAUACAAGAGAUGAUGAUGACAGUAUUCAUAUGCACGAUAACAUACAAUUUCGUGUGCCAGACCUAAUAAGAGACAAGUUGACCCAUAACCCCCGUAGGUCCACUGUGGCCCAGAUCAAACGUCUGGUGGGCCAGGUAAAUUCGGGGAGGCUUUGGUACUCUCUCCUGAGGCCCAUCAUGGUAGAGAGACUGCCAGGUACAAGAGGCAGCCGUAGGGUGCGUGAGCACAUCUACAGCCAUCUAGAGUUCCUGUCAGCGGGUUGGUCGUUGGAGGUCGACUCCUUUAACUCUGCUACCCCAAAGGGACUAAUCACCUUCUCCAACCUGCUAGCAGUCCUGGACCCCUCGGCCCCGCGUCGUCUGCUGCUGGCCUGCCACUACGACUCCAAGGUCAUGCCCCCAGCUUCCAAAACCCCCGACGGUCCUCUCAGGAGGUUCCUAGGGGCCAGCGACGCGGCCGUCCCCUGUGCCAUGAUACUGGAGCUGGUGACUGCACUGGACGUCCACCUGAAAGUGCUAAAACAACAGAAGUCACAGGUGACAUUGCAGUUGGUUUUCUUUGAUGGUAAUGAGGCGUUUGAGCAGCCAAGCCCCUCCGACUCUCUGUAUGGCUCACGUUACCUUGCUGAACAAAUGUCCCGCACCCCUCAUCCCCCAGGAGCCGAACAUACUACCCUGUUAAAUGCUUUGGACCUGUUUGUUCUGUUGGAUCUGAUUGGUGCACCUGACCCUAUGUUUGUCAACCACUUUGACAACACUGUACGCUGGUUUGAUGAGCUCAUAUAUGCAGAGAGGAGACUCCAUAAGCUGGGUCUGCUGUCCUCCCACCCCAGAGAGGGGUUCCAGUACUACACAUGAUCACAACGCCCUUCCCCUUCUUUAUGCACACUCUGGAGGACACAGCGGAACACAUCCAUUCUCAGACUAUCGAGAAUCUCACCAAGGUGCUAGUGGUGUUCCUUGCUGAAUACAUAGGACUCUGACUGACAUUUUUCCCCCAUUAUUAUUGACCAUACACAUUGAUCCGUUCGAUUUUAUGCCACAAUCACCCACCCUUGUUUUAUAAUAUCAGCCACUCUCCCACUUGCAGUUAAUUACUUGAUUACUUAGUAUCACAUCCCCACAUCAUACAUUUCCAAAGUCCUAUCACACCAGGCAAUUUUUCCACAUCACCUAUAAUCCCACAUUCUAUACCCUAUUCUUAUUGUUUUUUCUUUAUCCAUUCUGGAGCCAAACUAGAAAACUGUUGAAAUUAGGAUUGUGAUUACAGAGGCUUUUACAUACCCUCUCCCUCUAAUUAUCAUAAUCGAUGUGGGUCUCAGAUUUAUGCAAAAACACAUGGCUAAACUUGAUAAUGUGCCUUUUUUCAAUAUGUUCAGUAAAUAAGGUAGUGAACAUUAGAGUAUAUAGUGCUUCCCAGUGAGGGAUAGAAAAACAGUUUAAAAGGCGAAAUAAAGAGGUGAUAUACAGACAUUACUGUACAUAUUUGUUCACCCAAAAAGUAAUUUAUAGUCCAGCCCAGUAAUAAUAUAGCAAUAAAUAUGUGCUUUGACAAGUGCCAGAUUAUAUGGAAUAUAAUUGCAUGUAGCUAAUACCAGUAAUACAAAGUAAAAGUUUCCAAUAGUACAUAUACCCAAGAACUCUGUUGAAAUAUAUGUAUUAGGAUGAAGAUGAAUCAAAUGUAUUGGUAUGACUUUGUAUAGGGAGCAUUAAGAUAUUUAGAGAUAUUCGUCUAAAAUCAAAACUAGGUUCAGUGCCAAUGCUUUACAUAUCACUUGUAUACUGAAAGAGUUGCAUCUACCACUUAACUGGCCUAAAGUGAUAAUAACUCAUUGAAAAGUAUUAUCUAUUGCAUACUGUAUGCAUCCACUAUUGUAGCAUAACAAUGACCUUGACAUGAGGUGUCAGCCAGCAGAAUGUAAUAAUGCAUAAUGAGAAACUAUUUUAUGUGCAAUACUUGUUACAGCAUACUCAGUUCCAACAUUAUUAUACUGUGUGAAUGGAUGCUGAAACUGCCACUGUUUUGUUACAUAGCCUGGGUUCCAGUCUGUUUCUGCUAAUGUAGCACAUGGGGAUGUGUGAAACUUACUCCUCAGCCUGAAGUGUCCCUACUUGCACCAGUAUGUAGCUAGCUUUUCACGUGGUGUCGACUGGUAAGAUGCUACAGGAAGGCGGUCACGUGUGCUAGCAAGGCAGAGGUCCUGGGUACGAGCCUCAUGUGACCUGAGUCAAGAAGAAGUGGUACUUGCUAAGUAUAACGUCUGUUAACACUCAGUUGUUUAUGCACAACAAGCAGGCACCCAGGCUCCAAUUUGAGUCAUCUAAUCGCCUAUGUGAAAGAUUGAUUGAUGCUAUACUUAAGCAAUAAGGCCCGAGAGGGUGUGGUAUGUUGGACAUAUACCACAAGCCUUAUUGCUAUUGUAAACUGUAAACUGGUUACCAAUAUAAAUAGAACAGUAAAUAAGUAUUUUUGAGUCAUACCCAUGGUAUAUUGUCUGAUAUACAAGACUGAAAUACUGUUUUAGCCAAUCAGCAACCAGGACCCAAAAUACACAGUUUGUAAUGUACCUCAACCCUUGUAUUGCACUAAUAUCUGACAUUGCCUCAUACUUUCAUUGUAGGGUAUACAAAAAAAAAUGAUGUGAAAUGAAUGAUAGCUUGCAUAGAAUUCCUCUAAGAAUAUUUUCUUAAAUAAAAAAAUAUAUGAACUUG
Molecule: messenger RNA, 3340 nt
Organism: Oncorhynchus keta (chum salmon)
Lineage: Eukaryota; Metazoa; Chordata; Actinopteri; Salmoniformes; Salmonidae
Product: glutaminyl-peptide cyclotransferase-like
Exons: 7
Coding region: 473-1486 (337 amino acids)
Molecular function (GO): glutaminyl-peptide cyclotransferase activity; zinc ion binding
Source: RefSeq, a predicted model, not a curated record